Molecule: messenger RNA, 1281 nt
Organism: Laccaria bicolor S238N-H82
Lineage: Eukaryota; Fungi; Basidiomycota; Agaricomycetes; Agaricales; Hydnangiaceae
Exons: 4
Coding region: 1-1281 (426 amino acids)
Source: RefSeq, a predicted model, not a curated record
AUGACAUUCCUUCAUCGUACACGCUCUUUUAUCACUACUCCAAAAGAAAACACCAACGGGAUCCACAAACCUCUCCCCCUCCUCCCGGGACCGACCGCCUGCGCAUUCGCAGCGGUCGAAAAUGUCCCCAUUCCCCGCAGGCGCACCACCACCACUCCGACAAAAACCCUCAUGCGCCGGCUUAAAGCCAAAACUCAUCUUCGACGAGCGUCUGUUAUUCCCGGACAGGGGGGUGGGUUGGAUAUCAUCCCGCUUGUCAAGCCAACAACCACAUGGGCUGUGAGAAGCUUUAACCUCCCAGCUGAGGUUAUUGCUGUCAUUGUAUCAUACCUCCCCCGUCAUGUCGUUGCGUCGCUCGCACCGCUGUCUAGGAGUUUCAGUGAUGCAGCUCGAUUAGCACUGUACACCACUCUUGAUCUACAGACUCUUCGCCGACUGCAGCUCGAAAAACUCGUGGCUGCACUCGCGUCUCGUCCUGACCUCACAGAGCUAGUACACCACUUCAUCUGCCGUACCUGGCCUUCCUUCUUCUCUUCCUCCUCCGCUUCCCCACACGCCAGCUGUCUCCGACCUGAGCAAUUUGUCGAAGCAUCAUUACCCAGUUCCUCCACGUACGCCCGUCAAAUCUCAGAGUCGGCCGAACAGCGCCUUUCUCUCCGUCUCUCCAGGAUUCUCAUCCCCCUCAGCAACACCAACGCCUCACUCGUCCUACUUCCCACCACUCCCCAUCAGCCCCUUCUCCUCCCAAACCCUCCUCCCAAGUCUGACGACCCUACACGGUACACCCUCCCUCGUCCAUUUCCUCUCUCCCCCUUCUUCCUCUUCCAUGUGCCCUCAAAGACCGUUACGCAGCGUAUCGCUAACGAUCAACACGACGCUUUAUACGGGGUUGAGGCCUGCUGCGUUGAUGGCUGCGUUGCAGAUGCAGGGAGCGUUAUACAAAACACUUCAAGCGACUUUACCGCGAUACAAAGCUCUACGAGACCUCCACUUACGCUUCGAUUCGUUCGAAACGGAGGACGACGCUUUCACACCUCCUUCUCCGCUCCCUCACCUCCCCUUCCCAUCUCCCCCAAGUUCAUCUCAUUCCCACUCACAUGCACACGCACACGUCGUAACGUUUCCCACUCAUCAAACCACAUCGUCGUCGUUCCCAUUCCCAACAACAACUCAAUACAUAGCUUUCCCUACUUCCUCUUCUCCUUCUCCUCGCUCUCCAACACACUCUCGCACUCAUCCACCUUCCCCAUCCCCGUCUUUGCUGGAACAAGCCCGAAUUAA